Numida meleagris (helmeted guineafowl) is the source of this 3503-nucleotide messenger RNA. RefSeq names its product kelch like family member 33 (gene KLHL33). The coding region runs from base 564 to 3029 and encodes 821 amino acids. The transcript has 5 exons. Gene Ontology annotation, molecular function: protein binding. The record is from RefSeq and is a predicted model, not a curated record. NCBI's taxonomy places the organism in Eukaryota, Metazoa, Chordata, Aves, Galliformes, Numididae.
AGAAGAGAUGUUCAGGUGCAGAGCGAAAGCGUGGAAAGUGAUAAGCACGGGUUACAGAAAGGGAAAUUGUGCCUAGGUAGAAGGAGAAAAAAAAGUCUUACAGUUGGGAUAGAUCACUGGAAAAUGGACCCAGAGAAACUGGGAAACCUUAGCUCCGGGGGACGCAAAAUUCGGCCAGCUGUGGGAAUAUGAGGGUGCAGGGACAGGAAGUUUGGGGAUGGGGAUAUGAGAUCUUGGAGAUGGGGAAAUAGGGGCGUGGGAGCGCGGAGCACAAGAGGGUGUGGGGAUCCGUGCCCUGUGGGCAGCGGGGAUGGGGCAGCGCAGGGUUCUGGCUGCACCCUCCUGCCUGAGGGGAAGAAAUCCCAGCAGUGACCUCCCACCGCUGUCCUCAGGGAACCCUGGUGUCCGACCGCCCCGUCCCGGGCACCGGGGUACGGCCCUCCCUCCAGGCCUGACCCAGCUCCGGCGCCGCGGCCACGUGUCCAGGCCGGGCUAUAAUUACCCGCACACAUUCCUGGGGGAUCACAGGAGCGUCCCGGAGCUGCGGCGGGCGGUAAGGUGGGAUGAGCGCGCAGUCCCAGCGCACUGCGCAACACGGCGGUGCUGGACACGGCGCACGGCACAUGCCACGCGACCCGGCGCUGCGAAGGACACAUGGCACCGUGCACGGCGGCGAGCAACGCGCGGGGUGCUCCCGUGCACCUCACGGAGCUGGGGGGACGGGGCACGUAGCGGGACGAGCACGGCAGGGUCAGCGCGGUGCGGAGCAGCCGCCGGCGCGGGAGGAGACACGGAGCGUGGCAUCGCGCGCGGUUUGCGGCAAGAUGUGGGUUGCAGAGGGGCCAGCCCCAGCCCAGUGGCACCUGCGGGAUGAGGCCCAUGCCAGACACUUCCUGGCCAUGGCCAACGACCUCCGCACCGCGGGACAGCUGGUGGAUGUGGCUGUGGGUCCCGAGGACGACGUGGCCCAUGCUGUGGUCCUAGCCUCCGUCAGCUCCUUCUUCCUAUGUUUCCUGGAGGAAAGGACCCGAGAGCUGCACCGAGGACCCCCAUCUCAUGUCCCCCUGCCACCAGGGGCCACGCUGUGGGGCUGGCGGGCCCUCCUGACUUUCGCCUAUGAGGGGACUGUGCCCCACGGCAGGGAGAGGGAGGUGGAAGAGUCUGCCUGUGUUCUGGGGGCCCCGCGGGUGGUGGCUGCCUGUGCACCCAAGCUGGAGAGUGACCACCAGGAAGGGGGUCCUGAGGCCCUGGAGGAGCAGUGGGAGACACUAAGAGCCAUGGAGAAGCUCCAUGCCAGCGGCCUGGGCUGUGACCUCCAGCUGCAGGCAGGGGAUGAGGUCAUCCCAGUUCAGAGGCUGGCCCUGAGCUGCUCCUGUGACUUCUUCCGGGCUCUCUUCACUUGCCCCAUGCGGGAGGCGACCCACGACCCUGCCGCCCCUCUGACCACGGGACUGUCCCCAGCGGAGCUGCACCUCCUCCUCUCCUUUGCCUACACGGGGGCCGUGGCCGGGCCGUGGCCCGCGGUCCUGGAGGCAGCUGAGACGUCCCUGCGCUACCAGGCCUGGGGGCUCCUCACCCUCUGCCUGGAUGUUUUCACCCACGGCCUGACCCCAGAAACUGGCCUGGAUGUGCUGGCCUUUGCCGUGGCUUACGGGCUGGCCCAGGUGAGCCGCACAGCGGAGGACUACGUCUUGGCCACCUUCCCUACCGUAGUGGCCACUCCAGCCUUCCUGGAUCUUCCUGCGCACCUUCUGAUCCGCCUCCUCCGCUCUGAUGGUCUCAACGUCCUCCAUGAACUGGAGGCCUUGGAAGCGGCAUCCCGGUGGCUGAUGGCCAAUGGAGAUGGCCAAGAGGACCUAACCAAGGAAGUUCUGUCAUCUGUUCGCUUUGCCCUCAUGUCCGGCCAGGAGCUGAAGAAGAUCCCAUCAGUGACCGCAGGGGUGGCGGACCCAGGGCUCCUCCGCCAGCUGGUGGUAGCGAGUUUGGCCCCCAUGGCCCAGCUGCCAUGCCGGGUGCGCUCCUUGCAAGAGGUGCUGGUGGUUUGUGGCGGAGACAAACUGACGCCGAACAUGGCUGCCCGGAAGCCCAGCACGAACCUCUGGUUUGCCCAUCGCUACCUCAAUGCUGUGGGGCUGGUGAAGCACGUGGAGUGGAGGGAACUGGGGCACUUUCCCGACGGUCCACGCUUCCGCCAUGCUGUGGCUGUGGUAGGCAACGCCCUCUACGUCCUGGGUGGAAAGCGCUACUAUGGGGUCCAUGACACCCUGGCCAGUGUCUACAGGUAUCAGCCCAUGGACAAUUCCUGGGAGCGCCUGGCGAGCAUGACCUGUGGGCGAAGCUACUUCGCUGCUGUGGCACUUGAGGGCUCCAUCUAUGCCCUGGGGGGCAGCUCGGGUGAUCUCUACUGCACAGACACUGUGGAGUGCUAUGACGUGGCCGCUGACACCUGGAGGAGGUGCCAGUCCCUGCCAAUGGCUCUGUGUGGACACGCGGCUUGUGCCCUGGAUGGUGCCCUCUAUGUGUCGGGGGGGUGUGAUGAGGCGUACCAGUGCCAGACAGCCCUUCUGCGCUACAUCCCAGGUGCACCAGCCACACUCCUGGCGCCCAUGAACGGCCAACGAGCCGGCCACAUCAUGGAGGAGGCGGGUGGGCAGCUCUAUGUGGCUGGGGGGCUGUACCAGCGGGACGGGCAGACUGGCUACAGGGACCAGCUGUCCUUCGAAGUCUACAGCCCCAAGCUAGAUAUCUGGGUCCUCCUCAGCCCCUUGCCCCAUGCCCAUGUAGUGGGGGGUGCAGCUGUGCUGGGAGGGGAGCUGCUUGUACUUGGAGGGUACAGCCAUGAAACGUACCGGGACACCCACUUGAUCCAUGCCUACCAGCCGGGCGCCCGGCGCUGGAUCACCCGGGGCACUUUGCCCCACGCCUAUACCGACCUCCAGGUGUGUGUCCUCACUGUACCCGCAGCGUUGCGUGGCCCCAGUUGCCUCAAGGACCCCUCGAGGUCACCUGACGCCCUGUGUAACGCUUAGGGGUCAUUCAAAGCUCUGUGCUCCAUACUGGGCUCCCAGUGGCUCCUCUACGGGGCAGAAUGUCUCCCAGGCUCCUCCCCAGUCCCCAGGAUACUUGCCCUAGACUGUGGGGCACAAAGACCCCCACACCUCCACACUGCACCUCCAGGAAUGCUCACGCUGUUGCUCUGCCACCCCAAGCCCUUCAGUGGGAGCUGUGGGUCUCCCAAUUCCCCCAUACCCUGGUACUGAAUAAAAGUGGCUCCUGAACGGCCUGUCUGCGUCUCCUUUGUUCUGCUGGAACCCACAGCUCUCUCAUAACGGGAGAGCAGGUGAUGAGAGAGCUGAGUGUCCUGGUUGGGUGGUGGUGGGAACCAGGGUUGCCUGCAUUCUGGGAUCCACUGGGGAGGGAUCAGGGGAGGGCACGAGGGCUCUGGGUGCCUGCGUUCACUGGGUGUGAAAUGGGAGUCUGGGGAUUGACAUACAUCUGUGAGU